CUAACAAAUGAACAAUUUGAUACCCUUGCUUACCUGUAGGUAACAUCCAGAGCAAGUCACAUAAGCACCAUUUUCCAUUGGCUGGCUGUGUGUCAGCCUUCAACCAAUUUGCCUGUUCCCAAGUUGACCCACGUACUAUUGCUUUUCCCGGCAGUCAGCUUACAUGCUUAUAUUAUGUAGGCGAGGCCACCACCGGCUCUAAUAGUUACUUGCUCUGACCCAAUAGGGUCUUUGGCAAAUGCCGAACGAUAACCGGGGCCUAGAUGGCCCUGAUGAAUCAGCAACAACUUUUGGGAGCUUGCCGCCCCCUAAAGCAACGAAGUAUGCAUGGAUGCCCUCGAACGAAAAGGUCAACCAUGAGAACUUCCAUCGCAUGUUGGAGGAGUACAGGACGACGAAGAAGCGUGAGCGGGACCUGGAGAUGAAGAUUAAACAGCUAGGUGCGCAGCUCGCACGCACGGAGGAGGCUGCCAAGCGUGCUCUGGUCCAAACGGAUUCGACCGCCAAGGGCGGAGCAGCGCAGAAGCUGCUAGACGCGGAACGUGCCAUCGCCAAGCUGCGUGCGGAGAAUGCGGACUUGACUAGCAAGCUUGCCAGGGAGAAGAAGCGCUCCGCCGACUACAAGUCCCUAGCAGAUACGCACAAGCAGCGGCUGGACUCCUUCCUUCGCGACCAGCGCCACCUGGUGAAGCGCGUGGGCGAGCUGGAGCGCAGCCAGGCGGCGGUGAAGCGGCGGCCGGAGGAGGAGUUCUGGGGCGAGGAGGCGGGGCGGCGCUUCGUGGCGCAGCAGGAGGAGCUGGUGGCGCUGAAGGAGGAGAAUGCGGCGCUGAAGCAGCUGAUGGAGUCGGAUGGCCCGGUGGCCCAGUGCAAGGCGUACGAGGGGCAGAUCAACGAGCUGCAGAACCUGGUCAAGUUCUACGAGCGGAAGCUGGCAGCGUUGGUGGAGUCGGGGGCAGCGGCUGCGGCAGAGGCUGCGGCCAGCGGCCCCGGCCCCGAGGACUGGGUGUUGGAGGAGUUCUGGCACAACGACGAGAUGUACCUGUUGGACCGCAAGACCGGCAAGCUCUUCACCGUGCCCGGGGACAACAGCUACCCCAGGCCGCUGGGAAUCCGCAACGCCAAGGACGUGCGGCUGGGCUGCCACAACAGCAUGGAGCGCUUCCUUGCUACCCUGGACUCCUACCUCGUCAACAACGCAGCGCGCCUGCAGGAGGUGUUUGCGCAGUUCGACGCAGACAACAGCGGGCAGCUGAACCGCCGCGAGACGGCUCGGCUGCUGAUGGCGCUUAUGCCGGACCUGAACCAAGUCCAAGUUGAGGAGCUGCGGCUGAUGCUGGAUGCGGACGGCAACGGGCUGAUCAGCCUGCAGGAGCUGCUGGACUGCAUCAAGGAGGCGUUCGCGGCACGCACCGCUGCCAAGGUGGGCCGCAACAUCGAGGUCAACGACGCACUGGACCGAAUCCGGGAUGUACUGCGGCUGAACAAAAAGGCGGUCGCAGAGGCGUUUGAGCAGAUGGACAGCGACAAGGACAGCUGCCUCUCGCACCUGGACGCGGUGAAGCUGCUGCACAAGUUCCUGCCAGACAUGGUUCCCCGGGAGGUCCGCUACCUGCUGUCCAAGCUGCAGCAGUGGGACGUGGUGGGCGAGGGGCGGCUGAGCUGCGAGGAGCUGUACCAGGCGCUGGAGCUGGCGCGCGUGUUCAGAGUGGGGCUGGGGCUGGCGGGCGCGCAGCGGACUGCUUCGCCGGAGCGCUCGGCGGCACGGGGCGUGUCCCCCACCAAGGUUCACGGCGGGGUGGCCCCCCCUUCCGCCGUGCCCGCCCUCCGUGCCAGCGCCCGGGUCACUGGUGGCGGGGGCGGAGGCAUGAAGGAGGCGUUCAUGCGGGAGAGGGUCACGCAGCUGGAGGCGGAGCUGCGGGAGGCCAACCGUCGGAACUCGGAGCUGGAGGACGACAGCAAGAAGGUUGAGGUGCUGCAACGUGACGUGGCGCUGUACAAGGCGCGCAUAGAGGAGCUGGAGCGCGACUUCAUGCGCAUCGACGUGCUGGGCAACAUGGAGGGGCUGGGCGGCAGCGGCGCGCCUGGGGACGAGCAGCUGAAGAAGGCGUGGGAGAUUGCGUCCACGUUCAAGAAGAGGUUCCUGGAGCACAAGGGCGAGCUGGACAACAUCCGGCUCAUGUAUGCGCGCAUGCAGGCGCAGCUGGACGACACACACAAGCUGCUGCACGAGGAGCACCGCAAGCGAUUCAAGUUGGAGGAUGAGAUCACGCGUCUUAACGUGGACCUCAUGCGCAUCGGCGAUCUGGAGUCCAGACUCACGCAUGAAAAGGGCGAGCGCAUCAAAUUGGAGCGGGAGUACCUGGCCCUGCAGCAGAAGGCGCUCAGCGCACCCGGGGAGGCGCUGGCGGAGGUGCGGUCGCUGCGCGAGGAGCUGUUCGCGGUGAAGCGGGAGAAGGCCACAGCACAGCAGAAGGAGGCGGAGGUGCGCCUGGAGCUGAGCCACGUGCGGUCGCUGCUGGACGGCAUGAACGCGGAGUCGUACCGAGUCAUGCAGGACGAGAGCGACGGCAUGAAGAAGCGCGUGGCGUCACUCACCCUGGAGCUGCAGGCGGCCAGGGACAAGCUGGCGGUGUACAUGAGGACGGCGCCCUUAACGAGCAACCUGGGAGCGGAUCUGCUGUUGGAAGACGACCUGCUGUCUGGCAGCAGCGACCGGCGGCCCGACGCGGACAAGAGCCCUGAGGAGCUGCGUCGGGAGCUCAUCCAGCUGCGGGACGUAUGGCGGCUGGACCAGGGGGAGAUCAAGAAGCUGCACAAGGUGUUGGAGACCGAAUCCGCCAUUACGCUCGAGGCCAAGGCCGCACUGGAGGAGGCUCACCGUGAAAUGGAGCGACUCAAGAGGGACCUGCAGGGAGACCUGCGAAAGAUGGAGCGCGAGUUGGAGCGUCGCGAUGAGAAGAUCCGCAAGUUGGAGCUGCAGCUGCGCGGCGCCUACAGCGGCAUCAACCGGGCACUGCGCUCCAGCACCCGCGGGGCGCGGGGCGGCGCCGGCGGGCUGCGCGACUCGCUGCGCUCUGACACCGACGACUUUAGCGAAAUCGCGGAGGAGCAGAACGUGUUUGAGCUGCAUGUCACGGAGGCGCAGAUCUACGAGGAGGCCCUGGGCAAGGACCCCUCCGUCUUCUUCACCUUUGACUUCUUCAUGCACGAGACGCAGGCCACCCCCGUGCUCGCCUCCAACGCGCCCUCCUUCAACACCCUCAUCCAGUACGUGGUUGACUCCGACCCCUUCCUGCUGGAGUACCUGGACUCCCACGUGAUGGCGCUGGAGCUGUGUCGCGCGCGGGGCUACGACUACGACGUGCUGGGUGUGGCGCGGGUGCCGCUGCGGCAGGUGCUGGAGGACCUGGAGAUCGGAGCAGCCCUGGGCUACAACCGCGCCUACCAUUACGCCGACGUGUUCGGAGCGGACGGCCGCCGCUUGGGCCGCGUGCGCUACGGCUACUGCUUCCGGCGUCCGCUGGACUCGCUGCUGCAGGAAUACCGGGCGCAGGCUCGCAGCAAGCGCGCAGCGGAACCCGACGAGAGGGAUCCCGCCACGGGCGCGGUGCAGCAGGCGCUCACCCAGGCCGGCGCCAGCAGCUGCAUCAAGGUCAUCAUUGAGCGCUGCGAGCAGCUGCUGCCGGCGGGCGGCUCGGCGGCCACCAUGCGGCCCUACGUGCACUACAGGUUCCCCGGCCACCGGCAGUACCACGACACCCGAACGCUAGCCGGCGCCUCCCCCGUCUUCAACGACGAGGCGGUGUGGCCCAUCGCACGCACCACCGCCCUGGAGGCAGACCUGCGCACCCGCAACCUCACGCUGGUGGUGUUUGAUGAUGCACAGAGCGACGACCCGCUUCGUGCCAUCGUGGGUGUGGCUAGCGUGCCGCUGGCGGGGCUGGCCAGCGGGGUGCCUGUGGAGGGCGCCUUCAAGCUCACCAACCCCGUCACACGCCAGCCGGCGGGGCGGCUGGUGUUGGGACUGGGCUGGCACAACCCGCUGCAGCUGCCGGGAGCGCCACCGAAAGCUCCCGCCCCCAAGGUGCCCAUCAGCAGUGAGCUGCGCGACGAGGGGGCGCCUCCCGACUUCAGCAUGGCUGCCAACAUACAGGAGCUGCUGCCGGUGUCCGGCCCAUCCAGCUGGGGAGCGGGUGGGCGCAGUGGCAUGCUGCAGCACCCGCCACCGCCACCGCCGUCACGGCCAGGUGCCGGACUGCUGCCGCCGUCCCAGUACCCUCAGCAGCAGCAGCAAGGUCGGCAGCCGGCGGGAGGUCCGGGCGCCUACGAUGGCCACGGCUUGCUGGCGGAGCUAGGCGGCAACGCACCCUCCGGCGAUGGUUUCGGCCUGGCUGCAGCAUCCCGGGGCCCCCACCCGCAUCCCUCCCAGCCACCACCCCAGCAUCACCCACACCCACACACGUACGGCGCCAGCGGUGCGGGCGGUGGCGGCGGCGGUAGCGGCUUCGGACUGGCAGCAGAGGCAGCAGCACGACAACAGCCGCCGCAGCGGCCGGCCGCAGGUAGUUUUGGCCUUGACGCGGAAGCCCAUGCAGACCAGUACUCGCGUCAUUACCAGCAGCAGCAGCAGCAGUCGUCGUACGGGCAGCAGCAAUCCCCGCUUAGACCGCAACCCUACCAGCAGCCAUCUGCCCUCUCCGGCCGGAACCCCCCCGACUCCUAUGGUCUGGGUGCUGAGAUGGCGGUAGCAGGGGGAGGGCCCAUGGGGCCAGGAGCAGGGCUUGGGCAGCAGCAACAGCAGCGGCAGGGCUCCUUUAGCCGCCCGACACUGCCUGGGGGGCUGCCGCCGCCGCCGCAGCCGCUGGCUCCCAGCGGCGCUGGCGGGCGGUACGGCGGUAGCGAGUAUGCGGGUGCUGCCUUGGGUGGAGAUGGAGGUUCCCGGCGGCCGAACGACGGCGCAUUUGGGCUGGAGGUGGAGGCGGCAGGCCCUGCUCGCGGCGGCCGACCGCCCUCCCGGCAGCACUCGGGCGGGCUGGUGCAGCAGCAGCAGCCCCCCCAGCGGGAGGAGGGCUUCGGGCUGGGAGCCGAGCUGCAGGAGGACACCAGCAGCUCCUCACCACCGCCAAGGAGCAUGAUGCUGUCCAGUCGAGCCGGCGGUCGCUCCCGCUACGCUGACACUGAGCUCUCGCUGGAAGCCGCCGGGCCGCGAGGUGUCAGCAGCGGCUCCGCGGUCGGGGGCGCUGCUCCCAUGCUGCCGCCCUCGCAGCUACUGCCGCCACAGCAGUACCCGCAGCAGCAGCAGCAGCAAUAUCCCCAGCAGCAGCAGCUGCCGCCGCCUGAUGCUGCGCUGGACCCUGUGUUGCGGCGGGAGCGGGCGGAGCCGGCCUUCUGGUCGGGCCUGGAGCACCGGUUGGUGCUGUGCCUGCAUUCCCUGGAGCUCACGCCAGAGGCGCUGCGCAACCCCCGGCUGCGCAACGUGGUGCUGAUGCACUCGCUGCUGAGCGAGCAGGGCGGCGGCAUCAGCGAGCUGGACACCUGCACGCAGCCGCUGCCAAAGGGCCCGGGGGAGCUGCAACUGGGCUACUGCGUGUCGUACAAUGUGCUGGCGCCCACCGCCGCUUCCGAGCUGCAUUCGUCGCUGUCUGGCGCGGAGGAUUUCUCGCUGGAGGUCAAGCUGAUGAGCACCGCCGCAUCGCGACUGGACAUGAGCAGCAUCGCACAGCCGGGGACGCUGCAGACGGCCGGCUACUGCAUGCUUCCGCUGGCAGACAUCUGGUCAGGCCGGCGGGGCAACCUCAUUCAGGAGCGCAUCGAGAUCCUGGAGGACAGCGAUGACAUGGCGCAUGUCGCCACCCUCACGGUGACGCUGAUGGCGGAGGCGGCCCUGCGCACCCUGCGGCAGCAGCAGAUGCGGCGCUGAGGGGGAGGGCGAGCUAGAUAUCGCGGAAAUGAGUAACAGGAGAGCCGUGGGCAAUGUAAGGGGCACUGGGAAGCGUGCAUACUCGGCGGGGCAUGGCUAAUAUGUUAUGCAACGUUACAAUCAGAAACGUAUGGUGGUUAAUAUUAUCCUGGGCGAGCGGCUACUGAAGGUGUGGCGGAAUCGGCAUAAUCGGAAGACACCGAUUAUCUGUGCGCGGUCUCGCAUUCCUGUAAAAAUAUUCCGAGGAAUCUGCACUUUGUUACGGCAUCUAC
This is a messenger RNA of Astrephomene gubernaculifera, 6192 nucleotides long. Lineage: Eukaryota; Viridiplantae; Chlorophyta; Chlorophyceae; Chlamydomonadales; Astrephomenaceae. The record is from the annotation of a GenBank genome assembly.